AUGCGUGAACUUUUGUUGAUUGAACCGGGCCCAAAUGGUUUCGAGGAGAAGAUCGAAAGCCCCCAACAAAUGGAUGAAGAUGAAGAUGGCGUGAUUGGAUGUCUUCCCUCUCAUUUACAAACAUCUCAUCGUAUCGAGAUCCAAAAUAUCUCCACUAAUGUCCGAUUCGAAGAUGAGAAAAAUUUCGAGAAAGUACAAGAACGCUUCAAAAAACUUCUCGAAAUUUAUGCCGAACAACCAUCACUUCUGGACCCAUUAAUACCUGAGACUGUCUUCAAUUUGUCUUCCGUCGUGAAUUUGACAGCAAAUGAUGGGCACCCGAAAAUUCUGGAUGAACGAUCGGCUCUCGCGCUCAUGCUUUUGUUCACGCUUAUUAAGAUCCGAGGCUAUAAAACUAUUAUGAAAUUUCUCCCAAGAGAGAUUCACCAUCUCAAGCCGAUAGUUUCUUGUCUCGAGCAAUAUGGUAAUGCUUCACCAGCGUUGCAAUCGUGUCGAAUUUGUGAACGCACGACUCUCCUUUAUUGGUUAACCAUUGUCUGCAUGAAUCCAUUUGACUUGAGACGACUCGAUGCAAACGACCAAGAAACGUCAACACUGAAGAGGAUCUUGAUUAUGGUGAAGCCACUUCUCAGCGUGACGCAUAGCACAAUACAUUUUGCUGCGGCUCGAUUAAUUGCCGAAUGUAUAGCAAGAGCGGAAGGUCAACAUUUGUGUAAAGAGGUCAUCGAUGAUUGUAUUGCUAAAAUAUGCACCAAUGGCCAGAAGGAAAGCUUUGGUGAACUGAUACUGAUCUUAAAUCUUCUAAAACAUGUUCCUCGACAAGUGAUCGCACCAUUCGUUAACGAAAUCUCUUCAAUCGUCUCUCUUUUGUUUGAAAAACAGAAGAGCAAUCCUUUAAUCAGAAAAUAUUUGUCGAAAGCAGCUCGACGGAUAUCACUUGUAAUGUUAUCACCAACUUUAUGCCAGUGGAGAUAUCAAAGGGGUCGCAGAAAACUCGAAGAGAACAUCACAAACAACGAUAUGUCGAGGAUUAGCGAGUUGGAAGCAAAUAUGACUCAAGAAGGGCCUGAACAAGGCGAAGCUGCUCCCGAUUCUUUGGUUCAACGGUGCAUUGGAUUAUUAAUGCAAUUCUUAAAUGAUAACGAUACGGCAGUGCGUUGGUCAGCUGCAAAGGGGAUUGGACGGAUAACAGAAAGAUUACAUCGUGAAUUGGCCGCUCAAAUUGUUUCUACCUUGUUGAAGAACAAUUUCCUAAGCACAAAUGGAUAUGCUUCUUGGCAUGGUGGGUGCUUGGCGCUGGCAGAACUCUCAUGGAGGGGUGCACUACUACCUGAACAUUUGACUGCGGCCUUCAGCGUCAUACAGAAUGCUCUAACUUUUGAAGAAAAGGUUGGCCGAUUUGCGUGGGGGUCUUGUGUACGAGAUGCUGCCUGCUUUGUACUUUGGUCGUGGGCCCGUGCUUAUCGUCGAGAAGAUCUGCAACAAUACUUGGAAAAAACGGCGACAGGACUUAUUUGUUGCGCUCUCUUUGAUCGAGAAAUAUCGGUUCGUCGGGCUGCUUCUGCUACUUUCCAAGAACUGGUCGGCCGUGUUGGUGGAAUUUCUCAUGGAAUUGAGUUGCUCACGUUGGUCGACUACUUUGCUGUCAGCAAUCGGCGAAAAUGUUUCUCUUUACUGUGUGUAGCUGUUUCCGAGUUUUACGAAUAUCUUCCAGCCCUACUGGAUCACCUUAUCGAAUUUAAAGUAUGUCAUUGGGAUGAAAAGAUGCGAGUGAUGUGUGGAUUGGCUUUCGAAUCGCUGGCAACAAGGUACCCUCGAGAAACUUGGGCUAGAAUACUUCGCACCGUGUUUCCGCUCUUAAAAAAGGCUCAUGUGCCAGUUAUGCACGGUGCUCUUUUCACUCUUGCUCAUACACUUCGAGGAUUGUCCAGCGUCAAUUUCCAAAUCGAAUCUCACAUUGUGAAAGAGCUCAUCAUUUUACCUCGUGCACUUCAACCUCAAGUCAAUUCGAACAAAAACUUGCAAGGAGAACUUUUGCGUCUUGCUUUGUCUCACUAUGUGGCCCUGUUGAGUGAAUGUAAUUUCCCGAUCGAUGCUGAAGAGUUUAACUCCUGGAUGUACAUUGUUGAGUCAUGCUGCUGCGAUGAAAAGGAAGCAAUACGCUUGGCGGGCAACGAGGCGGCAGAAAAAGUGGUCGGAUUACUGCGAAAUAUCCCGAAUUGUGCCCCAAUUGUCAUCAACAAUUUGAUAAGAGUGCUCAAAGAGCCGUCCCGUGAGUGGCAACGUGGCGGAGCUUGCCAGAUUCUAGAAAACUUGCCGAUUUCUGUCCCGAUUCACAGCGAUUUAAUCGAUCUUUUUUGUACAAUCAUUACCAGAUCAGUCAAGGCUGAGGAGAAAUGGGCAUUUGCAAGGGCUUGUGCGGUAAAAUCUUUGUCGCAAAUUUGCAAACGACAACGAUUCAAUUCUGAAGAAUGGGCGAUGAUCAAGAAAAAAAUAUUCAACGUUUUUAUGGUUGCACUCGAUGAUUAUACGGAGGACGCUCGCGGGGACAUUGGAAGAUUUGUGCGUUGUGAAGCGAUGAAAGCCAUGACAACGAUGCUUUGCGAUGAAAAAGAGACCAUCACAAAGGACGAAGUCACUCAAGUUCUUUGCCAGAUUAUACAACAAUCUGCGGAAAAGAUUGGACGAUUGCGAGAGACGGCAGCAACUUGCAUAAAAACAAUUCUUGUUUCGACAACGCUGCCAGGGCUGAAUAAUGUUGACUUGUUAAGAGAGCUUUAUGCGUGCCCAGAUUUGUUUAUAUACGACAAACAAUUGUAUUCGCUUCGUCCGUUGCUCUCCAUCAAGCCUUAUUCAGCUUCUAUUUUACAUGGACUCGUAUUAUCAGCUGGUGGGAUCUCGGAAGUGACUGCUCAGUUCGCCUUACAAGCCUUGCAUGAAUAUCUCGACUCGGCUACAGAAAGUGAAGCUGAAGAAGCGAUGGCGAUUUUAGUGAAAUUCAUUCAAUCACCAGCCUCUCCACGGCUGUCUCUUCCACUUCUUCGCGUUCUUUCAACGAUCCUCCCACGAAUACCCCAUUUACUCACCCAUCCCGAUCGUUCCACGGAGAUUCUGAACAUACUUACAUAUUGUCGCAAGGUGUUAUCGAAUCCUCGUGUCUCGCCGGUGAAUGCUCGCUUAUGCCUCAACGCGAUUUCACCACUAUUGCUCUCGGAGCCACGGAGCAGCACUUGGAAGUUUACGAUGACAAUUAUUGUAAGUUGCCUCUCGUGUCCAUAUCCGGCAGUAAGGUGUGCCUCCGCGGAAACACUAACCGAAGCCCUUUGCACAAUGGAAAUUGUGGAUGACGAGUUAAUUGGUCUUCUUUCGGAUACACAAUGGCAAGGAAGUGGAACAAUGGCGAAAGGUGGUGAAACGGAAUGGCAGAGAGCCGCCUUGGAAAUACAUCAACGAUUGAUUGUCGGAGAUACGCGAGCAGAUGGA
Molecule: messenger RNA, 3483 nt
Organism: Mesorhabditis belari
Lineage: Eukaryota; Metazoa; Nematoda; Chromadorea; Rhabditida; Rhabditidae
Source: the annotation of a GenBank genome assembly